UCAAGCCUGUAUCCCUGGAAACCACGUGUAACAAACACAUGGCCCGCAUUGACGUUCUCUAACUUUUAGGCCAAAAGGGGUUGCUGCACAUUAGCUAUCCAUUUAGAUAGACAGCAGUCCUAAGGAAAGUAGCAUAUACAGGACUAGUUUGGAAAGUUAUUUAAAUAAAUACGAAUAAAACAAGUAAAUCGAAAAUCUUCGUGGAAUCCUAUACAAACCAAGUUCCGCAACCGCAAUGGCAGAGGACAAUUCCUGGGUGUUUGAUUCGCUGGUGUGCUUCCUGCACGGUCCGGUUUGGAAUGCACCGCUUCAAACCUUCAUCGAGGACAAAUCGAUUAUUUUCGAUCCAAACGUAAAGCCCGAUGAAAACAAUCCGGAGUUCCGGAAAGUCCAUGACGAGUACAAAAAUCUGGUCGACUACAUGCUCGGUUCGUUCAUGGAGGAAAUGCAAAUCACGCCGGAACAGUUCGAAUUUGCCUGUCUGGAGGGUCGCAAUUCGGCGGCCAUGUCCCAGUCUCCAGCGCACAAUAAUGGUGCUGCUGGUGACAAGGAAGGCCGCUCGUUCUCCUUCCAUCAGGGAUUGUUUCAGCAGAUUUGGGCCGCCAACGACAUUCGGAUAUUUAUCCGCAUGAUGACGCAACGGAACGUGGAGAUACAGUUGCAGGCGUUGGAUUUGAUCGAACGGAGACAGGCCUCCCAGUCGUCGUCAGUGGAAAAGGACGACUUUGGAGGGUCGGAGCCAUUGGUCGCCAAGCGGAAGGAAGAACAGAACCCUGCUAUCGCUUCAGCCGAGGGCAUAGGUGAUUCGGCUACCGAAGAGGAAAUUGAACAGGAUAUCAUCAAAUCUGUGGACGAUGAGGUUAAGGAAACGGCUCCGUUUGCACCGAAACCCGUUGCCGAUGCAGUGGGUGAUGAUGUUUUACACGAAACCAAUGACAAAUUUCAACGUCUGAAUUUGUUUUUCGAACAGGACAGAAUCAACACAGCCGAUAUGCGUGCCCGACAGGAACACCUUCGCACCCAGCGGGACAAGAUUCUUCAGAUCAAGAAGCAAGCUCGUGCACGCCAGCUGAACGAAUCCAUCAAAAAGAACAACGAACAACGCCCUGCAUCGGCCCAGGUUGCGCAGAAACUGCUGGAAUCCGAUGCGACCGUUGGUUCCGUCGUUCUUUCGGAUCCUCCGGAGUCGUCGCUACAGCUGCGUAAGAUGCUGGCACAACGACUCCGCACCGAAGUCAUCGAUGACAAUUAGGAUGGGAGGAGAGCUUGAUUAAAACCUAGGGAUGUCACUCUCUAUAGCAUUUGAAGUUUUGUUGUGGAAUUAUUCACGUCCAUUUGGUUUUAACGCAGUUAUGCAGUCAAAGGUAUAACCUAAAAUGCUACUUAUGGUAGGAGAAAUGAAUCAAAAGUGUUUUUGCUACUCGUGGCUUGCGUAAUCGUGCAUUGAAUCAACACUAAUACUCAGCAAAUAUGCCGUUUGUGAUAUAACUGUACUUGCCUUAGAGAACCAAUAAAGAUUCGAAUUUUUGGCAGUAUGGGAGGGAUUUGAUAUAAUCCGAAAUAAAAAAAAUCCAUUUUACCUUACCAGAUGUUGUUUUAUUUCUCUUCCUCCAUUAAAAUGCUUAAGAUUUACUAAAUUGUCAAACAUUGUCGAAUUCUUCGCUAAUCCAAAGCCACAACGACUGUUGUUGUAUCGAAAUCAUUCCCAAUCUGAUCCACUUGCGCUUUCCUCCAUCCGGAUGGUUUAAUUGUUAAUGUAUUUUAGAUGCUUUAUAUCAAAAGAAUGCACAGAGAAUUGUUUCAAAUUUGUCACUUGUGUUUGAAUCGCGAGUUUUGACCUAUUUUCUUCCUGUGUUGUAUAAUUGUCCUAUUAGCUAUGUUUUAAUGUUAAUCCAAUUAGGGUGUUGAGUUUUAGCUUCUUCAUCUAGUUGGCUUGCUUUCGUAUGAUGGGUUAGCGAUCUCCCCCGUUUUUCUAUCCGUAUUCAUUCAUCUACUAAAAUGGUUACGUGAAUGGCAUUCUUGAUUUGUUGCUUGCUUUGAUUCUACUUUUGGUUGCGACGAUUUUUUUUCUAGUAGGGGAACAAAGCCCAAAAUGCCAAGAUGGGGUAAAAUGGCCUAACCCAUAAAAUCAUUUCUGAAUGGGGCUUGAUCAUUACUAUAGGUGAAUGGUGUCAAGAUAUGUUUGCAUCGAACAUUCUUCUAGAAGCUAGGCCACCAAACCCACGAAAAAUCUUUUGAUUUCCCAAUGAAAAUUGGCAACUUCCGGUUUUUCGUGCUUGCAAUUAAGGUUUUCUGGUGAUUUUAUUACCAGCCAAGUGUUUCCAACUAGAUUGAGGCACGCAUGGAGACGCAUGGUUGUUGAUGUCUACGUUUUCCAUGUUAGGGGUCAUUCAAAUAUUAUGAUCAUCGUUUUGCGCGGAGGGGGGUAACACUUCUUUUAUUGAGUAUACGAAAAAAGCGGGACGGAGGGGGGAAAGGAGUCGGAAAUGCCCGAAAACUGAUGGACGUAAUUUUUGAAUGUUUUCAUGAAGUGGCAUCUUACCCCAUGGCAGAUGGUCGUUUUGCACCACUUCCGUUUUACGAAUCAGUUUUUAAAAUCGUUGAAAAUCGAUGAAAAUGCAAUAGUUUAGUGAAUAGUUUUACUGAAGUAUCGAGCAAAUAUUGUCUAGUUGCUGUUACCACUUUGAAAGCCUAACAAAUAAGGCUAAUUAUCAACGAAAACGAUGAAAGAUUGAAAAAUGGCAUUUUACCCCACUUGACCCUAAGCUUGUUUUUUUUUGUUGUUCUCUAUAGGAUAAUUCAAAAGAAAUGUUGCUCCAAGAUGGCGGCGUUCAGCUUGACAGAACCAGAAUGCAAUGAAAAUUUAACGGUCAAACCAAAUCGUUUUCUAUCUGGUUUAAUGAUGGUGGUGUAGUUGUAGAAUUUGUGUAUACAAUCGCAAACUGUUUUGCUGCUGUUUGUUUUGCUAACCCUUCCAACAUUCAAAGCGCGGUGCAUGUUUGUUUUGAAUCAAGAGUGGCUGACCUUCGUUUGCUGCUUAACAUUAGUAUAAAUACUGAUGACCUACUACGAUUACUGAAAGUUGUGUUCUUGAUUUUCGACUUCUUCUGUUUUCUUCUUCAUUUAUUUACUAGUAGUAGUUUUAAUUGUAUCUUUACUUGCAAAAAUAAGGCUUUUUACAACAAUAUUCUUACGUCUGUUAUCUUUACUUAUGAGUAGAGUGUAUUCAUUCUUACAUAAUACGGUAACACAACAUAAAUGUUAUGGCUGACAAACUAGAGGAAGUGAUUCUGGUUUAGUUGUUUUGGACAUUUGACGAUAGACGCCAAAAGAAACUGGAUUUCAUUUUACUUAGCUAGUCAAAUUCGUUCGUACCUCAGUAGGUCGUAAGAGUUUAUACCAGGACCCUGCAUGUCGCGGUUGCCGGGAUAAAAGUUUCAGUUUUUGACGUUUCAUGGGUUCAUACGCAUGGCUUAUGCCGAAUUCGUUUUUGAACCUGGGUUGGAACUGAAUCGGCGGAAAAUGUGUAAACAAACAACGUCAAACAAACUUUAGUACAAGCGAAACCGAUGUCGGGUUGGGGUUGAAACUGUGAUCUGAUCCAGUUCCAACCCAGGUUGGAACUGAAUCAAAAACGAAAACGACAUUAGAUUUUGCUAAUUCAGUUGACAAAGACUGUGGACCACAUCGAGAAUCGAACCUAGAUACCCUUAGCAUAGUUUUACUUGAUAGCUGGGCAGGCAGAGCUAUAUGGGUCACUUCUUUUUAUUUUAGAUUUUUUUAGGACCGUAGAUAAAAAAAAAUAAUAAUCUUAGACCUUCUCCUCCUUGUUAUGUGUGGAACGUGGACUAUGGCCAUAACCCCUUCUUCCCUCCAAAAAGUCUACGUGGUUAAUGAAUGAAAUUUUCCAGAAAAUUCUUAGGAACUUCUUCUGUGAUUUUACGCAAAACUUUGUCAGUUUUUUUUU
Messenger RNA from Aedes albopictus (Asian tiger mosquito), 3967 nucleotides. RefSeq names its product cilia- and flagella-associated protein 36. The coding region runs from base 236 to 1252 and encodes 338 amino acids. Lineage: Eukaryota; Metazoa; Arthropoda; Insecta; Diptera; Culicidae. The transcript is spliced from 4 exons. The record is from RefSeq and is a predicted model, not a curated record. Gene Ontology annotation, cellular component: axoneme; ciliary base.